Messenger RNA from Armigeres subalbatus, 2100 nucleotides. Its product is annotated as peptidylprolyl isomerase domain and WD repeat-containing protein 1. Lineage: Eukaryota; Metazoa; Arthropoda; Insecta; Diptera; Culicidae. The coding region runs from base 141 to 2000 and encodes 619 amino acids. Gene Ontology annotation, biological process: protein peptidyl-prolyl isomerization. The record is from RefSeq and is a predicted model, not a curated record. Gene Ontology annotation, molecular function: protein binding; peptidyl-prolyl cis-trans isomerase activity. The transcript has 9 exons.
AUUGUUAUUAUUGAUUAUUUACAGAACAGUGUACCAAAACGCAAUCUUAAAAAUAGUUGUGCUAAUGUGUUUAAAACUUAAAAAUUAAAUUCUGUAAACCUUAUCGACUUGUAUCGAAGGUUCCUGUUGGUUUUGCAAACAUGAGCGACACAGAAGAACCCCCGCGAAAACGAUUGCAGGAUGGAAAUACAUCUGAGGAAGAUGAUGAAUGGAUCGGUCCCAUGCCUUCCGCUGCGGCUCCUCCAAAAAAGAGAAAGGUGCUGCAAUAUGAAAAACUGUAUCUGGACAACCUGCCGAGUACGGAGUGCUACGAGAAAUCCUUCAUGCACCGGGACACCAUAACCCAUCUGGUGGUGACCAAAACCGAUUUCGUCGUGACCGUCAGUCUGGAUGGGCACGUCAAGUUCUGGAAAAAGAUGGAACAUGGCAUUGAGUUCGUGAAGCACUUCCGCAGUCAUCUGGCCCCGAUCAACGCACUGGCGGCCAACACCACCGGGACGUACCUUUGCACUGCAUCGGUGGACAAAAACGUGAAAGUGUUCGACGUGAUCAACUUCGACAUGAUCAACAUGAUCAAGCUGGACUACGUACCGUACCGGGCGGAGUGGAUCCACAAUACUGGCGAUGCUAUCGCGUACUUGGCGGUAGCAGAUCAAGAUUCCAACAGGAUUAAUAUCUACGAUGGUAAAGGAAGCAAUACGCCGCUGCAUGUUCUUGACAAAUUGCACACCAAACCGGUGGUACUGAUCAAGUACAAUCCGGUAUACGAGAUGACCGUCUCCAUCGACAAAGCUGGAAUACUGGAGUACUGGUUGGGAGCGCGAAAUGACUUUAAGUUUCCUUCGAAGCUUGUAAAUUUCGACUCCAAAUUAGACACAAGUUUGUACGAGUUUGCCAAAAAUAAAACGGUUGUCACCUCGCUGGCAUUCACCCAAGACGGUAAAAAGUUUGCCACGGUGUCGACCGAUAGGAAAGUACGAAUUUUUGGUCUGCUGUCGGGGAAGCUGUUGAGGGUUUAUGACGAAAGUUUGGCUCGGUACAGCGAGAGCCAACAGUUGUCUCAGGCGCUAUCGAAUAUGGAGUUUGGCCGCAGGAUGGCUAACGAGCGAGAUCUGGAAAAGUCGGAUUCAUUUCACUUGAUGAACAUUGCCUUCGACUACAGCGGCCAUUUCGUCAUGUAUCCAACCAUGUUAGGCAUCAAAUUAGUCAACAUCGAAACAAGCAAAUGUGUGAAAAUCAUUGGAAAAAAUGAUAACCUCAGGCCGCUUAACUUAGCCUUAUUUCAGGGGCGUGUGAAGAACUCAAAAGCAGCGUUAACGUUAGAGCACGAGGCUUCCGAUAAUCCUACUUUGCAGUCUGCAGUUAAUGAUCCGACACUUUUCUGCACUGCAUACAAAAAACAACGCUUCUACCUGUACAGUCGAAGGCUGCCAUCGGAUCUCCAAGACGCAGACCGCGAUGUGUUUAAUGAAAAACCUUCGAAAGAGGACAUCAUAUCCGUUACAGAAGGGCAAGGUUCGCAGAAACUGUACGACCACGCUGUCAUUCACACCACCAUGGGCGACAUCCACAUGCGGCUGUUCGGAAAAGAAUGUCCGAAAACGGUGGAAAACUUCUGCGUGCACACCAAGAAUGGUUACUACAAUGGACACAUUUUCCAUCGGGUCAUCAAGGGUUUCAUGAUUCAAACGGGGGAUCCCACUGGAACCGGUACCGGAGGUCAGUCCAUCUGGGGCGGCGAGUUCAAGGAUGAGUUCUGCUCCACGCUGAAGCACGACCGACCGUACACGGUCAGCAUGGCGAAUGCCGGCCCAAACACCAAUGGAAGUCAGUUUUUCAUCACAGUGCUGCCAACGCCUUGGUUAGACAACAAGCACACCGUGUUCGGUCGCGUUCACAAGGGGAUGGAGGUAGUGCAGAACAUUUGCAACAGCAAGACCAACCCAAAAACCGAUAAACCCUACGAUGAAAUCCGGAUAAUCUCGAUCAAUCUUUCGUAAUAAGCGUAAAUGGAAACAGUUAACAAUUAUUUUAAUCUAGCAGUAGUUUCACAAUUUGAUUAGUUGUAAUCUAAGUAAUAAACUAUUGUACUUGAUUGUA